Lolium perenne is the source of this 1013-nucleotide messenger RNA. RefSeq lists its product as uncharacterized. The record is from RefSeq and is a predicted model, not a curated record. NCBI's taxonomy places the organism in Eukaryota, Viridiplantae, Streptophyta, Magnoliopsida, Poales, Poaceae. Gene Ontology annotation, molecular function: protein dimerization activity.
AUGGAAAGCUUUGAGUUUGUAUUUAUAAUGCAUCUUAUGAUCAUGAUUCUUGGAAAGACAAAUGAUCUAUCUGCAUGCUUGCAAAGGAAAGAUCAAAACAUUGUGCGUGCCAUAGGGCUAAUUGGUACUACAUUGAAGGAAGUUGAGAAAAUAAGAAACACCGGUUGGGAUGAGAUUUUUGAAGAUGCGCAGGGAUUUUGUCUUGUGCAUAAUAUUGUUGUGCCAGUUAUGGAAGAUAAAAUACCAGCUAGAGGUCAUUCAAGGGGUCCUGGUAGUCAGUUAGUAACUUACUAUGACCAUUUUCAUCAUGAAAUAUUCAAUGUGGUGCUUGAUCAAAUUAUUGUUGAUUUCAAUAAUCGCUUUGCUGAAAGGUCUACUCAGUUAUUGAGGUGCAUAGCUUGUCUUGAUCCAAAGAAUUCUUUUGCUAAUUUUGAUAGUGAUAAGUUAAUUGAACUUGCAAGAAUGUAUGCUCAUGACUUCUCCCAGUAUGAGUGUAUAGUUCUUAGGGAUCAACUUGGCACAUUUAUUGCUGAUGCAAGAGAAGAUCUAAACUUUGCAAAUUGUAUUGAUCUUGGGAACCUUGCUCUUACGAUGGUUCAAACUGAGAGACACAAGACUUUUCCGCUGUUAUAUCGUCUUGUUGAGUUAGCCUUGAUUUUGCCAGUUGCAACCGCGACAGUGGAAAGAGCAUUCUCGGCAAUGAAGAUAAUUAAGACAGAUUUGAGAAAUAAAAUGAAUGAUGAUUGGAUGAAUCAUAGUAUGUUAUGCUAUAUUGAGCGACACAUAUUUGCAAGCAUCGAAGAUGAUAAGAUUUUGAAGUGUUUCCAAAGUAUGCGGUCACGCAAAAAACAACUACCAAGUUUAGCCAGCGGUUCUAGCUCCGCUCCUAUUAUUGAUGAGGAAAUGGUAGGCUAGAAGUACGGCAAAUCUCACCUAUUUAGGUACCAAAAAUAUGAUCUGGUCGUGCUACUAUUCAAGAUUUUUUUAUAGUUUUUCUUAUUUUUAUCUGGUUA